Molecule: messenger RNA, 2749 nt
Organism: Dermacentor andersoni
Lineage: Eukaryota; Metazoa; Arthropoda; Arachnida; Ixodida; Ixodidae
Product: rRNA methyltransferase 3, mitochondrial
Biological process (GO): RNA processing
Molecular function (GO): RNA methyltransferase activity; RNA binding
Source: RefSeq, a predicted model, not a curated record
CCACUCUAAUCCAAAAUGGCCGCGCUCAUUGAUGUGCUGAGCGGCAUGCACAUGCACUAAACUGCGUGAACUUCAGUUAAGCGAGUCACAUAAGUCGCUGCUCUUGAAAGACACCGUGUAAAUUCAUUUAACGAACGAGAAUUUCUGCGAUCAUGGGGUCUCUAGGAAGAAGCGCGUCUACCUUUAUUACGAUCUGUACUCACGUUCGGCCGGGAGUCUCCGUCCAAUCGGUGCGAUUUCGUCGAAAGGGUUUUGUAAGAACGGCCCAGAAAGUCAUAUAUCCGACUUCGAAAACAGAAGAUACGAGUAAACCGGCGAGCGACCCUAUUUGUGUGCCACGAUACGUCAAGUUAGGCAGUGAUGACGAUGAAUUCGCGAACACCAUGAUGCAGCUGAAGAUGAAGCGCAGGAGGGAGAAGCUAAACAAGGUCCUCCUGGAAGGAAAGAGAUUAAUCGCUGAUGCGCUGAAGGCGGGCGUUGAAUGCGAAAGCAUUUACUUCACACUUCCGGAAAACAUAGAAGGACUGCCCUUGGAAACUCUAAGGGAAGACCAGAUAAAGAAGGUGUUUUACAAGAAGAUGAAAAUUUGGUCCGACAUGACAACAUGCCCUGGAAUAAUGGGUGUGUUCAAAAAGCCGUCCGCGGACCAAAUCGAGAUUCAAAGAACAGGAGAUACCAUCCCUGUCAGCGUGAUUUUGGACAAUGUUAGAGAUCCUGGAAACAUGGGAACACUGAUCCGAACUGCUGCAGCUGCGGGAUGCAGCCAGUUGUUGCUUUCAAAAGGCUGCGUGGACCCAUGGGAGUUGAAAGUGGUACGUGCUGGCGCUGGAUCACAUUUUCGAAUACCAAUAUACAGCGGCAUAGCUUGGGAACACAUGCCGAGCUACGUGACCCCCGAGACACCGGUUUACCUAGCGGACCACCGCAGUGUUGAACCUGUUGGGGCACGCCGACUGUCUACAGACAGUGACACCGAACUGAAUGAAGAAGCCUCCGACAGCGAAGAGGAGGAAGAUGAUGACGAGGAGUCUAGGUACAGGAUUCAGACUGCGGACGGACGGAGGCUGACAGUGGAUAAGUCGUAUCGAGACAUGGACGAGCUGGAAGAUUGCAGGGACAUCGGUGUGCCCCAUUACGAGUACACCUCUGCGAGGUACGCCAACGUGCCGAGCGUUCUCGUGGUGGGAGGAGAAACACAGGGACUCAGCCUCCAGGCUCACAAGCUGGCUGUGGAAUGUGUUGGUGCGAGAGUGCAUGUGCCAGCGAACAACGGUGUCGAUAGCCUGAACACUGCGAUUGCAGCCUCGAUCAUUCUGUACGAGAUGCGGAGACAAAUGCUGUUUUCGUCAUCUGGCUCCAACAAUAAUAGCAAGGAGGAAGAAAUGAACAGUAGCCGAAGUGCACACGGACAUCUGUAAAUCUCAUAUUUGUUGUAGUGGUUGCAUAUGCCAUUGCUCGAGCAAAAUCAUUGACUUUUGUAGUUACAUUGUGAACAGCCUUUUCUCACUAUCAAAGCAAAGCCAGGGAACUGAGAUGUUUCUGCUGAGAACAUUCAUUUAUUUCAUUUAAAAGUGUGCAUUAUUUUUAUUUUUCAAUGAUGGCGGCAAUAUCCUCGUGUCGGUAGGGAUUUUGUACAUAGUAGUUAGUUUGUGCUCAAGUUUUAGUACAAGCAUCAUUGUUGCACAUUGUACGCAUCAGUGACACUGCUUUUUUUUUUUUUUUUUUUGCAGGCUUGUUAGUGCAGCAAUUCAUGUGUAGAAACCCCACCCCUCAAAUUAUUGGAUGUAAUUUAGUAAAUCUCAAUUGUCUUGCUGACAUCAGCAGGAUGUAAUGAUCAUGCUCUUUUAACAAAUAUUGUAUAUAGCGAAUGUAUUUUCAUGCUGGAUGCAACUUUGCUGUAACUAUGGCUCAGCAUAUUAUUUUACCAAAAUUCAGCAUAUAUAUUUUUUUCACUUGGAAAUUGGGUUAUUUUUCAGUGAAUAUAGUUCUCUAAAUUAACUUUAACUAGCUACAUUCGAUGGACAUUUUGCAUCAAGCUUACCAUUUUUUUAAAAUCUGGUUUCGUCAGUUUUGUUGACGCUGCAAUGUGCCGCAUGGCUGCGCAUCCUGUUCUACAGCACUGAUUGGAUCCAAUAUACAGAACAACAAAACCACAUGGUAAUAUGAAAGUAUGCAGGAAUCAAGACAAUGAAUUUGAUAUUUGAGCACAAAUACAACAAGGCCUCCUAUCAAUCAUUAUUACUUGGGCAGCAGGCUGAAACAUCAGAAAUUACCUGGCCAGGCUUCUUCAAUCGGAGCUCCUGUAAGUUUGCAGCUGAAGCCAACUGCACUUUUAGCUCUUAGGCAGAUUUGCUUUCGCUGACCUUUCUCGGUUAAACCCGAAUUGUGGUAAAAACAAAUCAGCAAUGAACCAAAAAAUGAUGAACCCUAGUUGUAGAAAGGUUCAGCUGUAUAAUGAUAAAUGCAGCAGCUACCUUUGUUCCUAGGCCCCGGUGGUGCCCCUAAUGAAUAGGGAAACAUCUGGUGCUAUAGAAGCUGUAUACAUUGUGCCGUGUCCUAUGCAAGCACUGAAACACUGCUGUGUCACAACACAUAGCAGAUAUGAUACCUACUUCCCAAAGCAAUGGCAUUCUUUUUUUUAGUACAGCAUCACCAUUAUGAAAUGGCAUGCAUGAACUUCCUUUUCAACAAUGGCAUUGGCCAUUGUUGUCAGUGCUACUACACCCAAUAAAAUUCAUGGCAUGUGAAA